Messenger RNA from Cuscuta campestris, 3917 nucleotides. Lineage: Eukaryota; Viridiplantae; Streptophyta; Magnoliopsida; Solanales; Convolvulaceae. The record is from the annotation of a GenBank genome assembly.
GACGGAAGAAAUUGGCAUGGACCCUACCAACCUUUCUGUUUCAGUAUCCAAAAUAGCCACACAUCAAGUAUUCUCCUUGAGAGAGAGAGAAAUAUCAGAAUUUAAGAAACUGAGAAAGGAUAACUUAGCACCAAGUGUUUAUUUUCUUGUUUAUUUCAAGAAAAUGGAUAUAAAGUCUAAACAAAACUCGAACUUGUUUUUGAGAUGAAGCUACAAAAUUGAUGAAAUAAAUGGAAAGAAGAUAGGAUUGAAACCUUCUUUCUGAAAGAAAAAUGAUGAAAUCGAUGCUGAAGUUUGGAUGUACCAUGCCUGCUAGCUAGAUGAUGUCCAGGAAGAUGAUGAAUUGUUGAUUGCACUCUUGUGACACAAUAGAUGAUCUCCGCCUUCUACCUCUUCCUCAAGCUGCAAUGUUCCGAGAGGACUCCCGGUCAUCUCCGCGACCGAAUAACCUUUGUCUUUGCUAUAUCACUUGUGCUAAAGUGAAGGAGAGAAUCAGGACUCCCAGAAGCGAGCAUCCAAAGCCUGACCAGAGCCUCCAUAUACCCCCUCUCUAAACUCGUCCAUCACCGACUCUGCACACCAUUGAAUUAAAUGUACACAAAACUACUACAGAUAUCAUCUCUCUUGCAAACAAAAAACAAACCUAAUCAUCUAUAUACUUAACAAUAUAAAUUUCACAUAAUCAAAAAAUUGAAUAUUCUUCUAUAUAUAUAUAUAUAUAUAUAUUUGUUCAAAUUAAACUUGUCUUAUUAUCUAUUGUAUUUCAUAUCUCCUAAAUGUACCUCUAGUGCUUCUAGGGUCUUGAUCAAUGGCAAUGUAAGCAUAACUAUUUAUGUUCGUGUAGUCAUAGCCUCAUAGGUUUGGUUAUUAUAGUAAGGAGAGUAAGCAUGUGAUAAUUCGAUGAACUUGAAAAUUUUGUAAAAUGAACAUGCAGAAAAUUUGAAAUUUUUAAAAAAGUUGGCAAGAAAAAUGUGAAUCUCUCUCAUUCUCAAUUUUUUAGCAUUUCUAAUGUCAAGAUUCAUUAGAUCAAUAUUCCCUCAUGGUGCAGCUCAUUCCAUAACAAAUCUUUGGGAAAGAUUCUAAUUGUUUCCUUGCCAUUCUAAUUACCGAGUAUUAGUUUAUGAAGAGAAACAAUAUAAAAAGUGGAGUUGACCAUCAAAUUCUCCUGCCAUAUGAACAAUGUCACAGGUGACAUCAAUGCUAUAGAAGUUGCAAGCAAAGUGAAUAAUCAAGCCAUUUUUGCAUUAAUACCUUGAAUUCAUGCCUAACCAUAUUAGAAAAAUAGAAAUCAAUUAAUUAAGCUAGAGAUUUGGGAAGUCAAAAUAACCCACAAAGGAUCAUCACAUUCAUCUUUCUUAUUGUGAAGAAUGUGAACAAAUACUUCGAGUUCAUACCUGUUUAACAAAAUGAGUUAACUCAGGUUAAUGAAAGAGUCCAUCCUUGUGGGAACGAAAUUAUUCGAGCUACAAUGCCAAACCACCAUCCAUGUCUAACCCGAUUUUGUCUAACUCUAGGAGUUCCUUUCACUUUUCAAUAUGGGUUUCUAUAUUUUCUUAAUCUCUGACUGCAAAUGAUGAUGGCAUUGUGAGUCCGACGCUUCCAUCCGUCCUCUCUGCAUGGUUCCCCCCCCCCCCUCUCUUUGAGACCACUAACCACAAAUUGCAAUCAAAUUUACAUACAAUCUAAAUUAUUCGACGGCCAUGAAAACCUUACUUAGCGAAAAAAUAUUAUUAGAAAAGAGUGAAAAGAGAUCAAUACAAACCAAAAAAAAGAAAAUAAAAAGAUAAGGACCCAAAUUAAAAGCCUUAGAGAAUACAAAAAAAAAUGAACUAACAAUCACCACUACAAAGCAUGCAAAGUUCCAUAAACUUAAAUGUCAGAGGCAAAUAAAGAAAGUAAGCUUCAAUGAAUGUAAUGAAAGGAUCAUAUUAAAUUUCAGUUUCAGUUUUACUUAAAUCUAACAUUAAAGUGUUGAAGCAAAUUCUCACCUCCUUCAGAUUCCCCAAUUCGCUUCUUUGGAUGCACCUGCAAAGUCACAAUUAUCAUAUUUUUACAUGGGAGGGUUGCAUUAGAUGCUUGACUUAAAUGGUUAAAUACUCUCAAUUAUUACCGGGAAUUGUAUUAUCCCCAUACCAUACCAGAUAACACAAACUCUAACAGGGACAUAGCAUUUUUUGAAACUCAUUUGAUAAAAACAGAAAGAUGUAUAGAAAUGAUAUCUUGAAUGAGGCCAACAUGUAGGACUACUUUACCUGAUGAGGUACCUGCUUUGAUUUUGGAGAGGAGGAAUAGAACAUCUGGUGAUCUCAUUUUGAUGCUUCUCCUUGCAAUCACGAGGAUCAGUCAUGGUUUUUCCAUUCUCUAACUGCUGCUAUAUCAAAUAAAUAAUGGAAGGAGGAAUCUCCAGUUGCUGGAGCAUAUUAUUGCGCAGUUUAUAUGACAUCACUUUCUGGACCAGGAUUUCAAGUAUGUGGCUAUCAUAUGAAUCACUUGAUAUCCUAUCAUGCCCAUCUUUCUUUGCACUGAAUCUAGUAAGACACCAAUGGCUGAUUAUGAUGAUAGACAUUAUUCUCUCUUUGACUUUUCUUCAAGUAAAAAUUCCUCUUGAUAUCUCCAAUGUGGUUUAUCAGUGAAUACUUCACUUUUUUCUAAUGGCUGUGGAGGAUUUGAGAAUUGCAGAAAACAUUGGAUGAGUUUCAAGAAGAAAGAUCAUCUUAAUUUCUUCUUUGUCCAUGUGAGUUAUCUUACUCCAUCAAAUGAAACUCAUAAUAGAAUAAAAAGGAGUGACCUUGUCCUUUGUGCCAAAGAAAAAUGAAACAAAGAACAAGACUAAACUGAGUUUUGCAGUCUUCUUCAACAUUUGUUAAAAAACUAUCAAAUUAAUCAAAAAUACAAAUAGUACUCACAAAAAACCCUAAAAUUGGAUUUCAAGAAAUAUAAUAGAGCGAAGAGAUUAGGGAUUAAUAGAUACCUAAUCAGUGGAGGCGACAUUGCUACGGAGGCUUGAACUGGGUAGGCAAGUUAACGUAGAAAAAUUUCUUAAGUUUUUGGGCAGCGGCAACUCUAUCGCUGUUGGAAAUCUAGAGCGGCAGCCACAAGUUGCUAUGCACAUCAGUUCAAUACCUUUUAUGGAUCUGCGUGCUUUAUUCUUCAUCGGCUCAAGGUGGGAGAAGGCAUUAUAAUAAACUGCUCACAUUUUUGGCGAUUUCAUGACAUUUUUCUUAAAGUAAAAAUAAAUUGUAAGAAACUGUUAAAGCCUUUAACAACAACACUAAUUAUAAUAGUAUAACACACAGUAGGCAAAAUGAGAUAUACAAAACAGUCACUGAAAAGUACAAAGUGCAAAGGUAUAUCUCUUUCACAUAUCCCUUAAAGUUUGCUAUCUCUAACCAAAUCUUGAUAAUAAACAAAGUCCUUAAGUUUAAAGGCUUAAAUACUAAAAGACAUUAACAUGCAUUUACAACAAAAAAAACUAAAAAUAAUUUAGAAAAAAAACGGAAACAUUAUUUAGACCUUAACUUAUACGGAGUACUUUAUACUGCAUGUCUGCAUAUACACUGAUCCUUGAGUUACAUAUUUGUAGUUUAGGACAAAACUCAUAUUGAGAUCUUCAAUUAUGAUUCUAAACAAAUUGAAGAAAAAAAAUAGAUCCAAUUGAUAUUCGAAGUGUAAAUAUAAGAUCUUUCAAUAAAAUAACUAAAAUAAAAGUUUCAAAUUGGUCACCUUUGAACAGACACUUCCGGAUCCAGCUCGGAUCUUCAAGAUUUUUUCAAUUUGCCACAUAAUUACUAUCAUUGUCCUUAAUACUCCGAUUUCAGCCUGCUGAUCAUGAAACUUGCCGGUAUUUGUCGGUAAUGAAGGUGUCACUGACAAGAUUUUCCUCACCUUCGGUUGAUGAAUAAUAAACCUGAUCCUUU